AUGAUGAACGGCAAAGGCGGUUCUCCGCCAGCGGUAUCUAGUGCUUCAAAGUCUAAUAAAGCAGUUUUACCUCAAAUUCAACGGCAUCCAGCCUAUUAUGAAGAUCCAUACAAAAAUUCCAUAUUAUUUUCAUUCAAACUUAAAGAUAAACAACAAGCAAUGCUCGAAGGAAUCGUUCGUGAGCAAGCAGCACGAGAAGAACGAGCUGCACUUGAACCAUAUGAUGGAAAACGUCGCCCACGAGAAAAAUCUCCCGAUUAUCCAACAACAGCUGUUAGUGAAGAUCGUUCACUUCGAACAAAUUAUUUAUACAUGAAAGAACGUGUUGGAAAAUUACCGAUCACACCAGCAUCAGAUGAAUCCUUUAAACAUAUUAUUGGUCGUUAUAUCGAUAAGAAACUUAAGGAAGGUCCACAAAUGAAACGUGUUAUACAAAAUAUUGUCAAUGAAACAAAAGAUUUAUAUGAAGAUAGUAUGAAAACAAGUCAAUUACAACAUACUCUUGUUGCACCAAAAGUUAAAGGUCUUGAAAAUGAAGUAGCCGGUCCACCUCCUUCAGAUCCCAUUGGCUAUGAUUUUUCAAGUCCUUGGGAAGAAGACUUUCGUGAUAAUCGUGAUUCAAUCAAAGAACAUUUAUAUAUUGUUCAUCCAACUCAUCGACAAGUACUUGAAUUAUGUAAUAAAACAAUUUCAUCGAGAAUUAUGGUUGAAUUUAAACGAAUAAGAUCAAUGGGUGCAUUAGAUUUUCCACAAUUACGUUCAUUUGUUCUUCGUGAAAUUGAACGUAAUGAAGAUUAUUUAAGUUCAAGUUGGUAUCCACUUGUUUGUCAAAUAUUUCAAAGUGGACAAAUACCUGGUAUAACAACAACAGCAGAAAAAACAAAUGCAUUUUAUAAUUCUGUCAAUACACUUGUUUCUAAUCAAUUACGUGAUCUUCUUGAACGAAGUAUUGAUAUGUGGUGUUUAAUAUUUAAUCCAAAAGAUCAAGAUUAUCUUCCAAUAAUUAAAAUUGAUAUUAUUCUUAAUGAAGAUCAACAAUCAAAUAUGAGUAAAAUUGAUUUUCAACCAAAUAUAACGGAAUUUAUUGGCGUACUUCGUUAUGUUGUUGAUAAGAUUGCACAUUCAAUUAAUGGACCUAAUCGAAUACGUAUAGCAACUAUGCAAGCAUUUUUAAAUGGCGAUGAUAAUAUUCCACUUGAUACCAAAUUAACUCAAACAGUUAUUGAACGUGCUUAUAAACAAUUAGCAGAUAUAGCUGAAUAUUAUUUUCAAGAACCAAAUAAAUUAUUAAAAGCUUACGAAGAUAAAUAUAAUUAUUUAAUUAAUGGACAAGCUCAAGCUGAAGUAGAAAAAUUUAUUACAGAAGUGCAUACAUUUGAUGAUUAUUCUCGAGAAUUUAAUCGUUUUAAUGACAUUGUCAGACAAAUAAUGCUUGAACCAACAACUGCUGAUUUUCCAUUAAUUCAGACAAAUACUGACCAAGUUAAACAAGGACUUAUUGAUGCGGCUCGUAAACAUCGUCAUACAUUGCUUAAUAAACUUGUUACAGAUUAUCGACGAGAAUGUCAAAGUAUUUGUUCUGAUUUUGAAGCAAUAAAACAACGUGCUCUUACUAAACCAGCAACAACUGCUGAACUUAAUGAUAUUAUUAAAUAUAUUGAUAAUGCUAAAGGAGAAAAAUCUAUAACAUUAGGACGACGAAUAAAAGAAGUUCAAAGACAAAUGGAAUAUCUUCUUGAAGAAUAUUUCUUUUCCGAUGAAGAUAUUCGUUUAAAUGCUGAUACACUUUUAUGGCCAAGAACUAUUGGACCUAUAUUUGAUGCCAAUGAUGAAAUUACUCAACAAAUUCGAGCUAAAAAUGAACAAAUUCUUAUGGAAAGACGUGAACGUUUAUUAGCUGAAUUACAAAAAAUGCAACGUCGUGUUGAUGAAUUUGCUGAUAAUGGUGAAUUAAAUAUGAUGGCGGAAUAUGCUCAAGAUGUGAAACAAACACAAAAGAAAAUAGUUGAUGCUGAAAAUGAAAUUGAUUGGAUUAAUCAAGAAGAAAUUCAAUUUCGAAUGCAAAAAACUGAAUAUCCACAAUUAGAUUCAAUCAAAACAGCUGUUGAUCCAUACUAUCGUCUAUUUACCACAGUUCGUAAAUGGCAAAUAUCUGAAAAGAAAUGGAUGGAUGGUUCAUUUCUUGAUUUGAAUUCUGAGAAAGUUGAAACUGAAGUUGAAGAAUAUCUACGUGAAAUAUUUAAAAUAAAAAAACAAUUUACAAAUUUAGUUAAAAAGAAAAAACUUGAAUUAGCAAAUAGAGUUAUGGAAAAACGUAAAGCACGAGGUAUGUUAAAUAAUAUUUAG
Molecule: messenger RNA, 2346 nt
Organism: Adineta steineri
Lineage: Eukaryota; Metazoa; Rotifera; Eurotatoria; Adinetida; Adinetidae
Source: the annotation of a GenBank genome assembly